AUGGGGAAAGAAAUGUCUAAUCCUCCGACCAACCAGAAGCAUAAGUCUACGGUGGCGUACACGGUGGAGCAGCUCGUCGCCGUCAAUCCCUACAACCCCGACAUUCUCCCCGAUCUCGAAAACUAUGUUAACGAGCAGUUCCACCACCGCAGCCUCCAAACCCUCCACCUCAACCUCCACGGCUCCUCCACAGCGGCACAGCCCGACGAGAGUAGGAUCUCCGCCGCCUUAGUCUACUCACAACCAACUUGCUUCGCACUUUCACAGUCUCCCUAUAUCUCAGCAUCUCGCGCACUCCAAUUCCCUGCUCCUAGGCUCUCGCCAUCCCGACAUCCCCUGCUCCUCAGUCGACUCCGAAGGUAA
Molecule: messenger RNA, 363 nt
Organism: Striga hermonthica
Lineage: Eukaryota; Viridiplantae; Streptophyta; Magnoliopsida; Lamiales; Orobanchaceae
Source: the annotation of a GenBank genome assembly